AUUGACGAAACUAUAGUUAAUUGGUGCGUUUGACGUGCAAUUGGUGCAAUGAUUGUUAAAUGGUCUUUCUUUUCCUAUUAUAUUUAAGCGUAUUUCUUAAAUAUAGAAAUGUAUGAUACAACAUGACACAAAUUGAUUUCCAAAUACAACAUUAAAUAAAUUUACUAUAAUGGGUAAUUGUAUGCGAAGCGUAUUGCAAAAGUUACAAAAGAAGAAAUGUGCUGAAAAGAGUAUUAUCUUGCUUAUUGUGGGUCUUGAUAAUGCGGGAAAAACUUCGAUUUUGAACUGCAUCAGUGGAGAUUCAGAUAAAACCACUUUACCUACGAUAGGGUUCCAUGUAGUAUCUUUAAAAUAUAAAUCAUACACUGUAAAAAUUUAUGAUGUUGGUGGAAGCUCUCAAAUCAGAUCUUUAUGGCCAAAAUACUAUAAUGGUAUACAUGGUCUUAUAUAUGUGGUGGAUGCUAGUGAUAUUUCCCGUCUUACAGAAAAUAAAGUUGUAUUUGGUGAAUUAAUUUCACAUGAAUAUAUUUCAGGAAAGCCAUUGUUGUUGCUUGCAAACAAACAGGAUAUAAACGGAGCUAUUGAUGAAUUAGAUCUCGUUGAAAACUUAGACAUAGAACAUGCUGCUAAUACUAUGAAAUGUCCCACAAGAGUAGAAAUAUGUUCAUGUAUUUGGAAAGGAGAUCAGUCAAAAGAUAAUACUAUAGGUAUUAAAAAUGGAUACAAAUGGCUGCUGGAUAUAAUAGUGAAGAACUAUACAAGUUUAAAUACUAGACUUAAAAAUCAAAAUGCUCAAAGUGAAAGAAAUAUUGAAGUACAAAGCGUAGUAUUAGAUUCACCAUCAAGACUAUCAGUCCAUUCCAAUCCCUUUAAGCCAAUCAAAGAACUAGUUUUAAAAAGGGAAGAUGCUCAAGCACCAAGUGUUUCUCAAAAUGGUAUAGUAGCAAAUGGAAAAAAGCUAAAGAAAAUGUUUACAUAUAGAAAUAAGACUGCACCACUGACUACUGAGGAAUCUGUCACUGAAAUUAAGGAUAUGUCAGAAACUGUUAAAUUUACUCAAAACACUCUAGAAUCUCAACAGAAUGUUCAGACACUUCCACCGAUAUUAAAUCCAGUAACACUAGAUACAUAUUCACGUGCAGUUAGAUCAAAAAAUAAUCGUCCAUAUACAGCUCCAGAGCAUUCACAUUUUAUAAAUAAGAUAACAGUAAUUAAUAUUCCUAGGCAAGUAACAUAAAAGCAAUAUUUUUAAUUGUACAGGUAAUAAUAUGGGACCAUUAUUAAAAAAUAUGAUACAAUGUAUUUAAAAUUAUAUCCAGGCAAAAUAUUUUAACAACGAAUUUUUUAUAUUUAUCUAAUAUAACAUGAAAAAAAUAUUAGCAAUGUUUUUUAUUAUGUGAGCGAUUGUUUAUGUAUAUAAUGUUUGUAUACAUUCAUUUGUUCUAGUCAUGAAAUACAUAUAUAUAAAUAUUUUUUUCAUUGUCUUUAAUAUAAUACGCAUUUCAUUCAUAUUUAUAUUAUAAGACAUAUUUACAUUAUAUUUUAUAAUGUAAAUAUUUAUAAUGUAUUUUUAAUAUAUAUAUAUAUAUAGUAUAUUAUUUUAAUUAUUUUAUGAUAUUAAACACCAUCUGUUUUUUAUCUAAACUUUAUUAUAUCUUGUACAUUUGCAUACAGAUUCAUGUACAUAAAAGUUCGGCAAAUAUACGAAUUACAGUAUAUAUGAAAGACUUAUAAAAGCUAUAGCAUAAAGACAUUAAAAAACUUUCGAUUAUAGAAUAGCAGUAAAAGUGCGCAAAAAUUGUAUCGCAUAAGCAUACUUAUCACAAUUUAUAGUAUAAUAAAUAUCGUAAGUAGUUCCAUAACAUUGUCUUAUCUGUAACAUUAUCUUGUUGAGCAACUACUUUGUUAAAUAUAAUAUAUCGAAAAAUUAUACUAAAAAUUGUAACAGUAAGGAACAAUGUAUCUCAUAUAACAUAAAGAAUAUUCCUUUAAGGAAAAUAUUUUAUACUAAUUACAUUACAUGUAUAUAGACAUACCAAUGAAAACAUAGUGGUCAAACUAUUAAAAGCGAUGUUAAAUAUUGUAAAUUGCAUUAAUCAGUAUUUUAAAAUUACAUACUUUUAUUAUGAAAGACUGUUAUAUCACGUUUCUAGACGUUUUUAUAGAUCAUAAUAAUGCCAUUUCAAUUACAAAUAUAGUAAUUUUUGCCAUAAUAUUAGUAUUUUUUGUUAAAUUCUUAUCUACUUUAUUUAAUAAUGCCUUUUUUCAAACUAUGAAGCAACAUAACACUUUAUGUGCAUCAGCAAUUCCAAAAGUAUAUGCAAAUUGCCUUGCUUAUUUCAUAUUUAUCCUCUUAACAAUAGGUAAUAUUCGUUGUAAUUGCACCUUAUAUAAUCACAACUACUCUAAUCAGGCAAGUUAUAUUUAUCUAUUACUAACUUGAAAAUAUUUCAUUCUUUUUUAGAUAAGAUUAGACUAUUGCUUGUUAUGAAAAGACACAGAUUUUGUCCUUCUGACUUUUGUACAAUAUAUUUAGUAGGCAUUAAAUAUAUAUUUCUUAAGUUGUUUUGCAUUACAAUGGUUAAAAAAUAGCUUUUUUCAAAAUAUAAUGUCGAAAUUGUAUAGGUCAUAUAUAAAUUACUUAUAAAAUUUUGUUUAUAAAGCAGCAAUCACAAAGGCAAUCAAUUUUAGCUAUAGUUUUAGCACUGUUGUCUUAAUUUUACUUUUCAUUUGUACUUAUUAUAUAUCUUACUUAUAAUGGUUUUGAAUAUACUGUAUUAAAUUUUUGCAUGACCACUAUUACAUCCAUUCUAUGCAGUUUUUUUAAUAAUUUAAAAACUGUUAAAAAUUAUAGCUUGAGAUCUUAUUGUUGUAAAUUUCUAUUAUAAAUAUCAAUCUUACAAAGACAUAAAAUUUGUAAGAUUCCUUAAUCUAGACAAGUACAAAAAUUUAUAUGUAGCAUAAAAUCUACUUUAUAUUGCUAUAAUGUUUUGUUUUGUAGUGCAAAUAUUGCAUAAUAUAUAAUGGCAGUUUUUAUAAGAUAAAUGCUAUCAUUUAAAUGCAUUACAUUGAAGUCACAUCAAGUAGAAAUUUGCACAGGUAAAAUAUUAUCUUUGAACUUCUAGUAACAAUAUGAUCAAUGCUAUAAAGGUACAUAAUGUACAUAUAAUAUAUCAAAUUGAAGUUGCUAAGCAACAAAAAAAAAAAAAAAAAAAAAAAAAAAAAAAAAAAAAAAAAAAAAAAAAAAAAAAAAAAAAAAUAGAAUCAAACAUGGAAGAAAUGAAAA
Messenger RNA from Bombus huntii, 3286 nucleotides. RefSeq names its product ADP-ribosylation factor-like protein 13B. Gene Ontology annotation, cellular component: ciliary membrane; non-motile cilium. The coding region runs from base 170 to 1237 and encodes 355 amino acids. Gene Ontology annotation, biological process: receptor localization to non-motile cilium; non-motile cilium assembly. Gene Ontology annotation, molecular function: GTPase activity; GTP binding. Lineage: Eukaryota; Metazoa; Arthropoda; Insecta; Hymenoptera; Apidae. The transcript is spliced from 8 exons. The record is from RefSeq and is a predicted model, not a curated record.